Molecule: messenger RNA, 1875 nt
Organism: Diaporthe citri
Lineage: Eukaryota; Fungi; Ascomycota; Sordariomycetes; Diaporthales; Diaporthaceae
Exons: 1
Coding region: 1-1875 (624 amino acids)
Biological process (GO): homocysteine metabolic process
Cellular component (GO): cytosol
Molecular function (GO): [methionine synthase] reductase (NADPH) activity; FMN binding; flavin adenine dinucleotide binding
Source: RefSeq, a predicted model, not a curated record
AUGAUGCACUCACAGACUGCCCGGGUCAUGGCUGAGUCUACCAGCUGUUGUGCGCCCGAGGAGCCCACCGGCCCCAAGGCUCCUUCCAUCGCGCCUUCUCUUACCUUCUCUGAGCAGUCAGCAGAGGAGCAAGAUGUGGACGAGACCAAUCCCACCACUGAGACCAGACGCAGGCGCGCCUCUACGCGCCUCAUUGCCCAGAGCGCUGCCGAUGUCCAGCGAAUCACAGGAGAAUCGACUGCACAGCUGGCUGCACGAUGCUGUGGCGGUGGCUGCUGUUUGAACGUUGGCGCAAAGAAGACUGGAAUUCAGUACGAAAAAGUCCAGCACCCGGAUAACGACGCCUUUCGGUCACUCUGUCUUAAGAUCGACGAGAUCCCAACCGUAUUGAACAAUGUUAUCGACCUGCCAGAGCAGACAGCCUUCCUGGAGCCACUGCGGCGGCCAUCCGACGUACCUUCGCCCACUCCAACGACUGCAUCCCAUGGCACCGAGGGCAGCGAUGGAGUCAGCGAUGCCCUAUUGCAGAGCACCCAAAAGACCCUGCAACAACUUUCCCUCGAAGAACUCGACACCACCAUCCAGCCUCCUAGCUUCGUCCAGCCCCAUCCUCCACACCACGUGUUUCCAGCUCGUUUGCACAAAGCACGCGAGUUGACACGGCUUGGCGCCGAGAAGAGGACCUUCCACUUCGACAUUGACAUUACCAAUUACCCAGACGAAGAGGGUGUCGACUUCAAGGUUGGAGGAGCCAUUGGUAUAUCCGCGCCAAACGGUGAGUCCGAUGUCGACGAAAUUCUUGAGACCCUCAUGGUGCCAAGAUUCCUGCGUGACAAGCCCGUAAUGCUGCGGACGACAAAGGGACGCUGGCCCACGGUCUGGGGCGAGGAGCAGGCCCGGCAGCUGGUCACGACGCGUCGCGACCUCCUGACCUGGUGCUCCGACAUCCAGUCCUACCCACCUACGAAGCAGCUGCUGCGCGUCCUGGCCGAGCACGCAACCGAGGAGGACGAGCGCAAGAUCCUGAUGUACCUCUGCUCCGCGGAGGGCCAGGGGACCUUCUGCGACUUCCGGACGGGACCCCACGUCUCCGUCUCCCAGCUCCUACACGCGUUCCCGAGCUCCAAGCCACCCGUGGACGCUCUCCUCUGCCAGCUCCAACCGCUGAUGCCCCGCUUCUACUCCCUGUCCAACGACCCCCACGACUCGUACGAGACCCGGGAUGGCAAGACACACCGUCUGAUCGAAAUCGCAGUCACGGUUCAUGAGUCCGCUGACUGGAGAAAGGGGUCAAGAACGGGUGUUGGCUCGGGCUUCUUCCAACGGCAGGCGCUCAAGUUUAUCGAAGCCCAGGCUGGGGGCGAGAAGAACCCUCAAGUCUACGUGCCUAUGUUCAAGGGCCUGAUGGCGAACCCGCUGGCCAAGAAGUUCGUGUCGGACGGGCCCAUGCUCCUUAUCGGGGCCGGCGUGGGCAUCGCGCCGUUCCGGGGCUUCGUGCAGCGGCGGCUCAAGACGGCCAACUGCGCCAACAAGGUGUGGGUGCUCCAGGGCAUCCGCGACUCGCUCGUGGACGAGAUCUACAGCGGCGAGUGGGGGGUGCACGAGGACGAGGUGAAGCGCGUGGUGGAGAGCCGGGUGGGCGAGGGCCGCUACGUGCAGGAGGAGGUCAUCAACCAGGCCGACCUGGUGUGGUACGUCAUCAACGCCGUCGACGGGCGCGUGUUCGUCUGCGGCAGCAGCAAGGGCAUGGGCGAGGGCGUGGAGGAGUCGCUCAUCGAUGUGGCCAUGCGCAAGGGAAACCUGGGCCGGAGCGAGGCCAAGAAGUACUGGGACCUGAAGAAGCAAGUCGGCCAGUACAUUGCCGAGACGUGGUAA